AUGGCAGCGGACCCGGUUUUGGAAAUGGCCUCUAUGAUUCCUGCACUGCGGGAGCUGGCCAGUUUGCACUGCAGAGUGAAUAAGGCCAGAGAAAAGAGCACUACCAGCCAGAGCCCACUACCUUCUUUGUCUGUGCACACCUUAGGAUUGGAGCAACAAACCAUGAGUGCCAGUUCUGAAGCGUAUAAUACCAUUGUUCAGAAACCAAGACAAAUCCUCUGCCAGUUUAUAGAUCGAAUCCUUACAGAUGUAGAUGUUGUUGCUGUGGAGCUGUCAAAGAAUAUUGAGUCACAGCCUAGUUCUGUGAUGCUGUUGGACUUUAUUAAACACAUUAUGAAAUCUUCUCCCCUGAUGUUUGUCAGUACUAGCGAUAGCUGUCAUAAUAGCGAAGCUGAUCAAAACUGUGUUGAAUUUAGCAACUGGAUCAUCACCAGGCUACUACGCAUUGCUGCUACACCAAGUUGUAGGGCCUUGCAGAAAAAAAUUGCUGGAGUUAUCCGCUCUUUGCUUUUUCUUUUUAAGAACAAGAAGCCAGCACUGUUUGGAAUCUUGACAAAAGACUUGUUGAACCUUUUUGAAGAUCUUAUCUACUUACACGAAAGAGACUUUGAGGAAUCUACAGAAUGGCCUGUGACUGUGUGCAGAUUUUUAAGUAAUACAAAAGAUACAAAAGAAAAUCAAAUUUCCUUAAGUACUGCUCCAUUUCAGCUCAUAAACAUGCAAAGUGUAGAACCUCUUGAAACCACUUUGUUAAUGGUUUUGACUGAUAAUGAUUAUGAUAUUUCUGCUGUUUUUUUCCAAAAGCAGAAUCUAAUUCUUUGGGGAAUAGGAUGCUCCCUGUUGGACUUUGGAAGUCCACCCCUUAAGAGUCAUGCCUUAAGAUUCUUGAAGCAACUUAUUAAAUUGGGAGGUCCACCAGAACAGCCUGCCUAUUUGUUCUUCAAUGUGUUUUGUUGCAUGCUAACAUAUGUCAAAGAUAUGGGAAUAGAAGAACUUUCAUUACUGGAGUUAGUAAGGGUUUUAUUCCCUUCUGAGGCUGAAUCUUACCUGAAUAUACAGCCUGUCUAUCUUAAUAUGCUGCUACAAAAACUCGUAGAUCUUUUUGAAGCAGGCAUCUUGAAAGAUAUUCAAACUGAUUUGUUGAGAGAAGCUCUCUGUCAUAUGUUUCACUACUUUCUUAGCUUUGUACCCCUUGGUUAUGAAUCCGCUCCAGAAGUUCGUGAGACUAGAGUUCGCUGCAUUUGUAAAGCCUUUCUUAACAUCUUGGGAGCGCGAGACCAACAAUCGUACAUGGUGAGCUCCCUUUAUUCAGUAUUACAGAAGGAAGGACUGGAAUAUAUACAGCAACACCAGCAGCAGAAGUUACAGCCUCUAAGCUCAGACUCUGAAGGUGGUGGAAGCAGCAGUGAUGAGAUUCAAGAGAAGCGACCUCGUUUGAGCCUAACCGCAAAAACACCCAGAAGGGCCCCUUUAUCAAUAACGGCUGGUCCGUUGGACAUGAAAUCAAAGAGCAUGCUGUGGAAAUCACUGACUUCUAAGCUAUCAUCUUUUUUACACACACUUGAAAGUGAAGAUGUUGAUUCAGAGAAAGUUUUAUCACUAUUGGAAGGAGUAAGAGUAAUAAUACACAUAGCUGCUCUCUGUACUGUUCAUAUUUCGUCUGAUUAUCUUAGCUUACACAAGAGCUCAGACCUACCAGCUACUACUAGUUCUCCUACUACUAGUUCUCCUUUUCAAAAUACAAAGAUGCAACUUCUUUGGAUCAGUCCUGAUGAAAUUUUCAGAGUCCUUAGAGUUUGUACGAAAUUGCUUGAAUUCGAAAACAAGGAAGCCUAUCUUGAUUUAGUUCUUGUCAAACUUGUGAAGAUAUUGGAUGCAUUACUUUAUGUGCACGUGAAACAUCAUUUAAAUGAUGAAAUCCUUGAAUAUUUAUGUGCAAUGGUGUCUUUGCCCUGGCUUCACAAUCGUUCAAACCAUCCUUCUUUAAAGUUGACUACAUUUGACUCUGUUCUUGUAUCAUUGAGUCAUCAAGUCUAUGAGCAUUUCUCACCUGAUAUUGAGUCUUACCUUCUCUUCCUUCUGUCGCUGUUCCCGGGAACAAUCAAGCCUGAUUGGAGAUUAUCAGUUUACCAGCAGGCACUUAAUAGUCCACAUGAAAUUGUCCGUGCUUGCUGUGUUAAAGGAUUUCCUAUUAUUCUUCACCAUACUGACCAGCUAACCCUUGGCUUGAUCCCCAAGAUAAUGUUAGAUUACCUGGAUGAUGAUUCAGAAAUGGUGAAGAGAGAGUUGGCUAAUGCCACUGGAAAGUUGGCAUGUGGCCUUGCUGGGGCGUUUCAACUGCAAAAUUCAGUUGAGGAGCCUCCUGCAGAAUGUGACUUUUUGUGCAGCAGUCUUAAAGUGAUCUCUUCAUCUGCAGUAAGAACUUCUUCAGCUGAUGCAUCUGCUUUCAAGCUAUUUAUUCCACUCCUUGAAAGAAAUAUUCCAAGCUCAGUGAAAAUGGCCUUUAUCGAAAAUAUCCCUGAGCUUUUUAAACACCUGAAGUUUGAGAAAGAUGAAGCAAGUUUAAAGACUAUAAUUGAGGCUUUUUUUAAUCUGAUGGAAGAUGCAGACAAGGAUGUCAGAAUUGCGUUCAGCGGGAAUGUGAAAUAUAUUUUGGAAUCGGUAGACUGUGAAGAAGGUUAUUUAAAAGAGCUUAUAAUGACAAGAAUGAAAAAGGCUUACACAAAUGCCAAGUUGUCACGUGAUAAUGAUCUAAAGGAUACUCUGAUUUUAACUACUGGUGACAUUGGGAGGGCUGCAAAAGGAGAAUUGGUACCAUUUGCACUUCUGCAUUUACUGCAUUGUCUCUUGUCCAAAUCUACCUCUGUGGCAGGAGCAUCAUACACAGAAAUUCGAACUCUAGCAGCAGCAAAGUCCAUCCGCCUGCAAGACUUUUUCAGCCAAUUUAAAAAGCCUAUUUGUCAGUUUCUUGUGGAAUCCUUGCACUCAAGCCAAAGAGUACUUCUUGCUAACACACCUGACCGGAGCAGUGAGAUGCAGAAGCAGGAGGCUGCUCACCACAGAGAAGUAGCCCUGGACAUCUUAUCUGAAAUAGCCAAUGUGUUUGACUUCCCUGACUUAAACCGAUUUCUAACGCGUACUUUGCAAAUCUUGCUGCCAUAUCUUGCGGCCAAAGCUAGCCCAACAGCUUCUGCUCUCAUAAGAACGAUUGCCAAGCAACUAAAUGUGAACCGGAGGGAGAUCCUUAUCAACAACUUUAAGUACAUUUUCUCUCAUCUGGUCUGCUCAUGCUCUAAGGAUGAGUUGGAGAAGUCACUACAUUAUUUAAAGAAUGAAACAGAAAUUGAGUUGGGCAGUCUUCUUAGACAGGACUAUCAAGGACUUCAUAAUGAAUUGUUGCUGCGGUUGGGGGAACAUUAUCAGCAGGUUUUUAACGGACUAUCAAUAUUAGCUUCAUUUGCAUCUACUGAUGAUCCAUAUCAAGGACCAAGAAACAUCACUCAGUCAGAAAUCAUGGCAGAUUAUUUGCAACCAAAACUAUUAGGCAUUUUGGCUUUCUUUAAUAUGCACUUAUUGAGUUCCAGUAUAGGCAUUGAAGACAAGAAAAUGGCUUUAAACAGUUUAGUUUCUCUGAUGAAACUUAUGGGACCAAAGCAUAUUAGUUCGGUGAGAGUGAAGAUGAUGACCACAUUAAGGACUGGUCUGAGAUAUAAAGAAGAGUUUCCAGAUCUAUGUUGUAGGGCAUGGGAUUGGUUUGUUCGAUGCCUUGAUCAGGCCUACUUGGGCUCACUUCUUAGCCAUAUUAUUGUUGCACUACUGCCUUUGCUGCACAUCCAGCCCAAGGAGACUGUCGCUGUCUUCCACUACCUCAUUGUGGAAAACAGGAAAGCUGUUCAGGAUUUUCUCCAUGAAAUCUAUUUUCUGCCUGACCAUCCUGAACUUAAGCAGAUCCAGAAGGUUCUACAGGAAUACAGAAAAGAAACUUCCAAAAGUACUGAUCUUCAGACAGCAAUGCUGUUAUCAAUAAAGGCAAUUCAGCAUGAAAAUGUAGAUGUCCGCAUGCAUGCUCUUACUAGUCUCAAGGAAACCCUAUACAAAAAUCAGGCAAAAUUGUUACAGUAUUCAACCGACAGUGAAACCGUUGAACCAGUAAUCUCACAGCUAGUGACCGUUCUGUUGAUUGGAUGUCAAGAUGCCAACCCACAGGCUCGCUUACUUUGUGGGGAAUGCCUUGGACAACUAGGAGCUAUAGAUCCAGGUCGACUGGAUUUUUCAGCUAGUGAUACCCAAGGGAAGGGAUUUACUUUUGUUACUGGCGUUGAGGACCCACAUUUUGCAUAUGAGUUACUUAUGGAGCUGACAAAAGCUUUUCUUGCGUAUGCUGACAAUGUCCGUGCUCAGGAUUCUGCUGCGUAUGCUAUACAGGAGCUGCUUUCUAUCUACGAGUGCCGAGAAGGGAGAAACGAUUGCCCUGGCCGAAGGCUUUGGAGAAGAUUUCCUGAACAUGUUCAAGAAAUAUUAGAGCCUCACCUCAAUACAAGAUACAAGAGUUCUCAGAAAGCUGUUAAUUGGUCUAAAAUGAAGAAACCAAUUUACCUAAGUAAAUUAGGUAGCAAUUUUGCAGACUGGUCAGCAACAUGGGCAGGCUAUUUGAUCACAAAGGUGAGGCAUGAGCUUGCAAGCAGAGUCUUCAACUGCUGCAGUAUAAUGAUGAAACAUGACUUCAAGGUGACCAUUUACCUUUUACCGCAUAUUCUUGUCUAUGUCUUGCUGGGUUGUAAUAAAGAGGAUCAGCAUGAGGUUUAUGUAGAGAUCAUGGCAGUUUUAAAGCAUGAUGAUCCAUGGACCCGGCGCUUACAAGAUAAUGCUUCUGAUUUGAGCCAACUCAGCACCCAGACAGUAUUCUCAAUGAUUGACCAUCUUACUCAGUGGGCACGGCAUAAGUUUCAAGCACUUCAUGCCGAGACACCAAAUACUAAGCCAGGAAAAGACAGAGGAGAGUUAAUGUUGUGUCGUGAAGACUAUGCAGAGUAUCAGAAUGUGACCAGAUUUCUUGAUCUAAUACCUCAAGACACUUUAGCAGUUGCAUCAUUUCGCUCCAAAGCAUAUACCAGGGCUGUUAUGCACUUUGAAUCUUUUAUCAUGGAGAAAAAACAAGAUAUUCAAGAGCACUUGGGAUUUUUACAGAAACUGUAUGCAGCUAUGCAUGAGCCAGAUGGAGUAGCAGGAGUGAGUGCUAUUCGUAAGAAGGAGGCAUCAUUGAAAGAACAGAUUCUGGAACAUGAAAGCAUUGGAUUACUGAGAGAUGCCACAGCCUGUUAUGAUCGAGCCAUUCAGUUGGAACCACAAGAGAUAAUUCAUUAUCACGGAGUAGUGAAGUCCAUGUUGGGUCUUGGGCAGUUGUCUACUGUAAUCACUCAAGUAAAUGGUGUACUGAACAGCAGACCUGAAUGGACAAGUGAAUUAAACACUUAUAGAAUUGAAGCUGCAUGGAAACUCUCACAGUGGGACUUUGUACAAGAUUAUCUAACUGCAGAUAAAAAAUCCACAACAUGGAGCAUCAGACUUGGGCAGCUUCUGCUAUCAGCUAAGAAGAAAGAGGCAGAAUUAUUUUACAAUACACUUAAAGUUGUACGAGCUGAGCAGAUUGUACCUUUGUCUGCUGCCAGUUUUGAGAGGGGUUCUUAUCAACGUGGAUAUGAGUACAUUGUAAGGUUGCACAUGUUAUGUGAACUGGAGCACAGUGUGAAAAUGUUGCUUCAGCAGCCUGCUGGCAAUCUUACCAAGGAUCCUCUUAAUUGGCCAGCUCGGUUAGAAAUGACCCAGAAUUCCUAUAGAGCAAGAGAGCCCAUCCUGGCACUACGCAGGGCUUUACUAACUCUCAACAACAGGCGUGAUAACAUUGAUAUGGUGGGUGAGUGCUGGCUUCAGAGUGCCAGAGUUGCUCGUAAAGCAGGACAUCACCAGACAGCAUUCAAUUCUCUUCUCAAUGCUGGAGAAACCAGACUAUCAGAACUCAAUAUCGAACGUGCAAAAUGGCUGUGGUCCAAGGGUGAUGUGCACCAGGCCCUCAUUGUUCUUCAGAAGGGGGCUGAAUUGUUUCCCCCAGACAGCAGUGCUCCAUCAGACAACAAAAGUCAGUAUAUUCACGGCAGAGCAAUGCUGCUAAUUGGACGUUUCAUGGAGGAAACUGCCAACUUUGAGAGCAAUGCAGUGAUGAAAAAAUAUAAAGAUGUUACCAGUCUACUGCCUGAAUGGGAAGACGGUCACUUUUAUCUUGCCAAGUACUAUGACAAACUUAUGCCUAUGGUGACAGACAACAAGAUGGAGAAGCAGGGAGACCUGAUAAGAUAUAUCGUACUACACUUUGGAAGGUCUCUACAGUAUGGGAACCAGUUUAUAUACCAGUCAAUGCCUCGAAUGCUUUCUCUGUGGCUUGACUUUGGAGCAAAAGUGUAUGAAUGGGAAAAAGCUGGUCGUGCCGAUAGGUUGCAAAUGAAAAAUGAUUUGAUCAAAAUUAACAAAGUUAUCACUGACCACAAAAACCAACUUGCUCCAUAUCAGUUCCUCACAGCCUUCUCACAGCUAAUCUCUAGGAUUUGUCACUCUCAUGAUGAAGUAUUUGCUGUGCUGAUGGAAAUUGUGGCCAAAGUCUUCCUGGCAUAUCCCCAGCAGGCAAUGUGGAUGAUGACUGCUGUUUCCAAGUCAUCUUAUCCAAUGCGUGUAAACAGAUGCAAAGAGAUACUAGAUAAAGCCACUCAUAUGAAACCCGCUCUUGGAAAAUUCAUUGGGGAUGCAACUCGCCUCACAGAUAAACUUCUAGAGCUCUGCAAUAAGCAGGUGGAUGGAAAUAAUAGCACUCUCUGCAUGAGCGUUCACUUCAAAAUGCUCAAGAGACUAGUGGAAGAGCCCACCUUCAGUGAGAUCCUUAUUCCUUUACAGUCCGUGAUGAUCCCUACGCUUCCAUCUACUUCAGGAACACACGCUGAUCAUGACCCCUUCCCAGGGCACUGGGCAUAUAUAGCUGGUUUUGAUGAGACGGUCGAGAUUCUACCUUCUCUUCAAAAACCUAAGAAGAUUUCAUUGAAAGGGUCAGAUGGGAAGUCCUAUAUUAUGAUGUGCAAACCAAAAGAUGAUCUGAGAAAAGACUGUCGACUUAUGGAGUUCAACUCUUUGAUCAACAAGUGCUUGAGAAAAGAUGCUGAGUCUCGGAGGAGGGAACUUCACAUCCGUACCUAUGCAGUUAUUCCUUUAAAUGAUGAAUGUGGGAUUAUAGAGUGGGUUAACAAUACAGCCGGUCUAAGAAAUAUACUCAUCAAGCUGUACAAGGAAAAAGGUAUAUACAUGGGUGGAAAGGAACUUCGCCAAUGCAUGUUGCCAAAAGGAGCGCCUUUGCAAGAAAAACUAAAAGUCUUUAAAGAGGUUCUCUUGGCUCGGCAUCCUCCAGUAUUCCAAGAAUGGUUUUUGAGAACGUUUCCUGAUCCUACAUCUUGGUACAAUAGCAGAUCAGCUUAUUGUCGUUCAACUGCUGUAAUGUCUAUGGUUGGUUACAUCUUGGGUCUUGGAGAUCGUCACGGAGAGAACAUUCUAUUUGAUUCUUUUACAGGAGAGUGUGUCCAUGUGGAUUUCAACUGUCUAUUUAACAAGGGAGAAACAUUUGAAGUUCCAGAAAUUGUUCCCUUCCGUCUGACACACAACAUGGUUAAUGGGAUGGGGCCCAUGGGGACCGAAGGUCUUUUCAGACUCGCUUGUGAGGUUACUAUGAGGCUUAUGAGAGACCAGAGGGAGCCACUGAUGAGUGUUCUCAAACCUUUUCUUCAUGAUCCAUUGGUGGAAUGGAGUAAACCAGCGAGAGGAGGCACCAAGGUUCAAUUAAAUGAAACUGGGGAAGUUAUUAAUGAAAAGGCCAAAACACACGUACUUGACAUUGAACAGCGUCUUCAAGGUGUAAUUAAAACAAGAAACCGUAUAAAAGGGCUUCCACUGUCCAUUGAAGGGCAUGUCCACUAUCUGAUCCAAGAAGCCACUGAUGAGAACCUUCUGAGCCAAAUGUACCUGGGAUGGGCACCCUACAUGUAGCACUAUGCAUAAACUAAUUAAUAAUAUAAACACUGGAUUAAGAUACUCUCACAAAUGUUAUAUUAAAAUGCUGAAGACAUUGCAAAAAGCAAUUUAUUGAUGUUAUUUUCAGUUAACAUAUCUUAUAUUCUGUUACCCUGGUAAUGUAUUACAUUGAAAUAGGUGAUGUAUUUUUUCAGGAAGUUUAAAACUGAGGCAGUAUCUGAGUAUAUGGAAAUUUCUCAACUGUUUUGUGUUUUGGGAAAUGUGACCAAAAAAGAGUUUCUAAAUCCAUCCUCAACUAGAUGGUUUUGCCUUAUUUUCUUCUGCAAUUUCUGCCUUUUAUAAUCUUCAUAUAAGGCUAAAGUGCAUCCUGUACAAAAGUAAUCUACAGCUUGACCAAGAAAAAUUAUACAACGUGAUUGUAUAGAACAGUGCAGUGGACUAGUUUAAAAUGAUCUUACUGAUUUUGUACUUAGAGCUAUGCAAAUUAGUGCUUAAUGCACAUAUAUAGACACACAUACAAAAUAGCUUUGUUACUUUACAUUUUUCUACUCAUGCCAUGUUCUAAGGUUUGUGUAAACAUUUUAAUUGACAUGGCAUAGAGUUAUAAUCAUGUAUAUACUUUUCUUUGGUUAAUGUAAUUUAUAAGUGUAAUAACACUGCAGUUGUAAUAUUUAUUUUUCUAUCAUGUUGUUUAAUUUUGUUAAUAAAUUGUUUACCAAAAA
Bombina bombina (fire-bellied toad) is the source of this 8786-nucleotide messenger RNA. It is a transcript of the gene ATR, whose product is annotated as ATR serine/threonine kinase. The record is from RefSeq and is a predicted model, not a curated record. Gene Ontology annotation, biological process: telomere maintenance; DNA damage checkpoint signaling; protein phosphorylation. Gene Ontology annotation, cellular component: nucleus. The coding region runs from base 1 to 8079 and encodes 2692 amino acids. The transcript is spliced from 48 exons. NCBI's taxonomy places the organism in Eukaryota, Metazoa, Chordata, Amphibia, Anura, Bombinatoridae. Gene Ontology annotation, molecular function: protein binding; protein serine/threonine kinase activity.